Molecule: messenger RNA, 4432 nt
Organism: Pectinophora gossypiella (pink bollworm)
Lineage: Eukaryota; Metazoa; Arthropoda; Insecta; Lepidoptera; Gelechiidae
Gene: JhI-21
Product: large neutral amino acids transporter small subunit 2
Exons: 7
Coding region: 287-1723 (478 amino acids)
Biological process (GO): amino acid transmembrane transport
Cellular component (GO): membrane
Molecular function (GO): L-amino acid transmembrane transporter activity
Source: RefSeq, a predicted model, not a curated record
GGCGUGGGCUCCACAAGUCCCCGCUCGCACAUGCGCUGUAGCGACUGCUCGGCCGACGCGCCUCGUUAAGUUCUCUUGACGUCAACGCGAGUUCGCUAUUCCAGUUUCGCAGAACAUAAAAAUGGUAACAGAAAGUGAUUCAGUCGUGUAAAAGAUACCGAGGCGAGCUGACGGUCGGCAGGCUCCUGUGAGGAGCGGCGUGAAUUGCGCGCGUGUUGUGACUGUCAUAGAGAACCCACGUGCGUCGCGGUUGCCGGUGCUCGGACGCGAUUGAUUUUUUUGCGGAAUGGGUGAAGAAUCUCAAGCCGGCGACGGGAAAGUGGUUUUGAAACGUAAAAUAACACUGUUCAAUGGAGUGGGCAUUAUAAUCGGGACUAUUAUAGGCUCCGGAAUCUUUAUAUCUCCAACUGGAGUAUUUAAAUACACUGGAUCUGUCGCGGCAUCUCUAAUAAUAUGGCUGGUGUGUGGUCUGCUCUCGACCCUGGGCGCGUUAUGCUACGCGGAGCUGGGUACCUCCAUCACCAGGUCUGGCGGUGACUAUGCGUAUAUCUACACGGCCUUUGGACCUCUACCAGCGUUUCUUCGCCUUUGGAUCGCACUGCUUAUCAUCAGACCCACCACACAGGCGAUAGUGGCCUUAACCUUCGGCCACUACGUCGUCAAGCCGUUCUUCCCAGAAUGCAAUCCUCCUCAGAACGCUGUCCGGUUGCUGGCUGCUGUUUGUUUGUGUGUGCUGACGGCAAUCAACUGCAUCAGCGUGCGGUGGACGAUGCGCAUCCAGGACGUGUUCACGUCAUCAAAACUGCUGGCGCUGAUUGUCAUCAUCAUUUCCGGGAUCUACUACAUCUUAAUUGGUCACACUGAGAACUUCAUGAACCCAUUCGAGGGCAAAUACUCGGCGGGCAACGUGGCGCUGGCCUUCUACUCGGGGCUUUUCGCCUUCGGAGGCUGGAAUUACCUCAACUUCGUCACUGAAGAGCUGCAGGACCCUUACAAGAACCUGCCGCGCGCGAUAUGGAUCGCCAUGCCGCUGGUGACCAUCAUCUACGUGAUGGCCAACCUGGCCUACUUCGCCGUCGUCUCUAAGAUGGAGCUCUCUACCAACCCUGCUGUAGCUGCAAUAUUUGGUGACCGUCUAUUCGGCAAUUGGAGCUGGUUGAUACCAGUAUUCGUGGCAUUGUCGACUUUUGGCGGGGUGAACGGAGUGUUGUUUACCUCGGCACGGCUCUUUGCCACCGGCGCUCAGGAAGGCCACAUGCCAGCCUUCUUCACCCUCUUCCACGUCACCAAGCAGACUCCUAUACCUUCGCUCCUGUUCACGUGUUUCUUCUCCCUGCUGAUGCUGACGACGAGCAACGUCUUCGACCUCAUCAACUACUUCUCGCAAACGUUGUGGCUGUCCGUGGGCGCCUCUGUGGUGGGCAUGCUGUGGCUGCGUCGAACCAAGCCUGACCUGCCCCGCCCUAUCAGAGUCAACCUCAUCAUCCCUUACCUCUUUCUCGUCGCAAUAGCCUGCCUCGUCAUCAUCCCCGCCAUAUACGAACCCAAAGCCACAGCAAUAGGUCUCGGUAUCUUGUUCUCUGGCGUCCCCGUCUACUACCUCUGCGUCAAGUGGCAAACCAAACCUGAGAGCUACCACACUCUCUCCGGGUGCAUCCUAAGGUUCCUACAAAAACUAUGCUCGUGUAUCUACGUCGACUCUUCUGAGAAACUUUCAAAUUGAAUAUUCGAUAUCGCAAGUUUCGUCAACAGUCUUGCAAUAUCAAGUAUUUGGUUGGUUGAAAACUAUCGAGGGAACCGAUUGGUUUAUUGAAGUUAUCGGUAUUAUUGACAACUGAAAAACGAAGUAGAACUACUCACUUAUACCGUCAUCACAUCAUCAUCAUGAUUGACUGACAGAUCAUUGUAAUAUUAGUAAAUUCGCCUAACGAUGUUUAACGCUGAGUUAAGAGGUAUAUAAAAAUAUCAUAGCAAACAUCACGCGUAUAGCAGCAGUGUACGGUCACGAGCAUCAAUAUGUAUACACUUUGGUAUCGUGUCACAUGACGUUUUUUGACAAAUUGCACUGUACCUAAGUCUCACUUAAUCUCAAAUAUAUUAGUGCGACAGAGCCCUAAAGUGGGUACAUUAUAUUGCUCAUGACUGUACAGGGUUUAGUUUCACUCCUCGCCAGCUGUGUUUUUUUUAAUAAUAUAGACUCAUGUUUGACCAUAAUCUCACCUGAUGGUAAGUGAUGAUGCUAGGGUGGAUCAUGCUUACCUAGCAAUUGUCUAUUCACUCUAGCUUUGAAGUCUCCUAAAUUAACGAGUUGGAAAAACUGACGACAGCAGACAGUUCCAGUCCUUUGCUGUUCGCAUCAAAAAAGAAGAGACGAAACGUUUAGUGCGGAUUGGUGGUAUAUCCACAACAUAAGGAUGUAAUACCCGCUGACGCGUUGUCCGUAGAUGGAAUGGAGUGGGUGUAAUUAACUUGUGAAGUUCUUGUGCACUCACCGAAGUGUAUCCUAUAAAAGACCGACAGACAAGCUACCCUUCGUCUGUGGUCUAGACUUUGGAAUCGAGUCUACACUAACGAGUCAUUGUCUAUGAGCUUUAUUGCUCGUCGCUCUAUCGAGUAGAGAGCGCCCAACUGAGAGCUGACAGAGCCUUGCCUUAGGUGGUGGUUAAGUUGUAUUUAUUUACAAAAAUAGUAUUUAUUAUGCAUACACCUCAUGCUUAUUGUAUGUUGAAACGUCGAAUAUUUAAUGGACCAAUAAAUAUAUACUUACUUAAUAUAUUAUGUGCUUUAAUGUAGGUACCUAUGUAGUAAAGCUGCUAGGCAUGUGACAUAGGCAUAAGGUGUUGAGGAUGCCACCGACCUUACGUUAGGUAGGAACUUUAAAUAAUCGUUCUUUCUAUUAUUUUUUUAAGAUGUAAAUAGCACAAAAUAAUUGAGGCGGUUUUUUUACCAUUUCUAUUUUAAGGGACGGACGUUUCACUAUAAUUAUGUAACAUUUAAACCAUCGUUACUUAGAACAUUUAAAUUCCAGCAAAGGUUUUGUUUUAAUAUUACACGAAUAACUUUGUAGUUAUAAAUACCUAUUAUAAUUUACAGUAUAUUAGCAAAUCUCGAAAAGUGUAAUUAUAUUUUAGGUAACUUUAAUUUUAUCACUUAUUCAGUAUUCUUAAGCGAUAUUAUGUUGAUGAUUCAAUAAUUAUGAUAUUGGAAGAUGUCUGUAUGUAUCUGUAUGAGUAAUAUAAUUAUAAUGUAGAAGGAUUGUAUAUUAUACUAAAAAGAAAUGUUACCCGUAUAUACUUGCUCUCUAAUAUCUACAUAUUUGUAGGUAACUUAUUUAUGCAACUAUUUACCUAAUAUUAAAUGAAAGUACCUAUAUUUAAAGUAAUGUAUACAUUCCUUUUAAAUUGUUAAACAUUAUACACGUUUACACAAAAAGUCGAGAGUUAUUUUAGAUUUGCAGCAAACAUUUUUUAUGAAUUUAUACACUUUUAUAUUUUUUUAUGUAUGGUUUUAAACGAUUUACUGUAAUAUCAUUGUAUUCAAAAUAUAUUUACUGGACCAAAAUACAUUUUAAAAUGUUAUUUACUUAUAAGGCAACUGAUAAACAAACAUAAUGAAUGUACCUAGUAGAAUAUUAGCAUGGCUGGGUACCGUUAACCAACUAGUUAAUUAACUUCAUUAAUCGUUUAUCCAUUGAUUAAAAAAAAAUACAUAAAAUAAAAAAGUUAAAUUAUCAUUUCGGAAGUAAACAGUUAACGCAAGUAGUUUCAAAUGUGUCGAUGCAAUAGUUAUAAAAAGUUGGCAGUUAUGGCAACAUAUAAAAAAAUAUUAAAGACAAAUCCAUUAGAGUGUACGUAUUAUACCUAAUAUUAAUGUAGAGAUCAAAAUAUAGUCAACACUUCAUCAUCAGAUUUUUACAAGACUUGGCAUUGCAAGGUAAAUCUUUGGACAAAUAGAUGGUAAUGAAGGAUUUUCCAGGCUUUAUUCCCCAAAAACUAUAUAGAUGGCGCUGUACAGAAUUACCUAUUUUCUUACUAUUCUUGUACAUUACAAAAUAUAGAAGCUUACCUAUAUAAAAAUAAUGUUGCUUGAUAUUUGGAUGACAUUAUGUAUAUAAUUCUGUUGUUAUCUACAUAUAUUGUAUUUUGAUCAGAAUAAUACUUAAUGGGUGAAAGAUGUGUUGCACCUAGGUGUAAUAAUAAGGGUCAUAAUUUAUUCCCAAAAAGGCACGUAAACAGAGACAAAUCUGUACAGCGCCAUCUAUAGUAUUUUUAAUGAACGUAGCCUAGAAAGUUCCUCAUUUUCAACUUUAAGGUGAAUGCGAUACUAAUUACGUUAAUUAACGGUUAAAGAUCUUAUGCCCAGCUAUGAAUAUCAGCAGUAAUGGAAUAAAAAGUGCAAAAUGUUCUUUCAACAAUAAAAAUGUUGAUAAGUA